AUGACCCUAUUGGACUUCUGGGAGACACAGCGGCCUGUGAAACGGCGGCGGACUUCUGAGCAGCUGAACGAGAGUAACAAUGCAGAGGCGGAGCCCGAGAUAAAACAGCCGCCGAGUCCGAGUUCGAGUCCGAGUUCGAGUCCUUCGAUCGAUGUGAGGGACACACCUGCAGCAGAGGACUUGGGCUAUAUUCCCAGCAGCCAGACGGAUCUCGAGACGUCACUCCCUGCCAUCAAGACCGACGAGGAUGCGAUUGAAGAGUAUGAGACGUCCAAGAAUGAUACCGAGCCUGGGUUACAUGUGAGACUACGAGAUGGAGUCUGGCAGAAAGGCAAAAGCUCUAUCUAUGUUGAUGCGUUCAAUUUAGCACUCGAGACUGUGUUGGAUGAGGAAUCGCAUCUGUUCGACGAGACCGAAAUGGAAAUCUUCAGGCAAUGGCGGGAGCUAUCCUAUGAAUCCCAAUAUCUCUAUGUGCGGCUAUUCCUGCGCAAGACCUCUGCAUGGCAUCGUAUCGACAGACUGAACUAUUACUCCGAUAUCUCGGAUUUGUUCUCAGUCGCCGAAGACCUGCAGAGCGAGCGAAGUUUGCCUGACUCGAAUCUCGGAGAAAAUUUUAGAUUCGCCGAGGGCAUAGAAGAGAUAACAACGCUGGAAGAGGCGUCAUCACUUCUGUUACUCGAGGAGCUGAAAGUCUUUGCAAAGGAAGCCAAGGUGCAAGGUAAGAGUAAGAGAGAGCUGCUGGCAGGUCUUCGCGAAACGAGCCAGGCACAGAGAGGACUCAAAGACACGAACAACAGAGAUGGCCACUUCACCCAGAAGAUACUGGACUACACAGGUGGAUGUAUCCGGCUCUCGUCUAUCCCCCGUUCUCUCUUCGAACGAGUGCACCUAGUCUUCUACCGAUCAACCGAGUGGACCGAAAAAUCCCUCACAACAAUAAUCCUGGCCAAAAUGUCCAAGAGAAACUUCCCCGAGUACAUCGUCUGCCGCUCAAACUCGAUAUUCUCAUCCAGAGAGGCACUAUUAGAAUUCGAGGCCGCCAUACAAACCCAGUUUGCCAUAGAUAACAUACUCGAAUUCAACGGUCCACCUACAACUGAAUCCCUACAACAAAUCAUCGACCUAGCAAAUAAGUUCCACCCGCGAUGGAAGGAACUAGUCAACCAAGAACAACAAAAAGAAGACAGCAUCUACGAAAGCGGCGAAGGCGCUUAUCUUCGCCGGUUCUCGCCAGCAUGGGUAUUUACCAGAAUCAUCCACAAAAGCCUGCACCCGCUCGGCCGGUUCAAGGAGCAUAAACGCGAGCACGAGGUUCUCGAAGAACUUCUCGCUCAACGACUCUUCCAUGCUGCGCGGCGCGGCGCAUGGUAUCAGCGUAAAGCAUUGCUGGAAGAACAUUACAUGGCGGCUCUGACGCCGGCUGGGGGUCGCAGUGAGGAGAAUCAGCGGAAGCAUUGGAAGAGGAUUGCGUUGAAGACGUGCGAGAACGGGUUGGAAGACCCGUUGUGUCAUCUGAUCUUUCAUUAUGAUUUGCAGAAGCGGAUUACGAAGCUUGAGAAGGCUCUUCGGGUGGUUAAGCGUGAGCAGCAUGAUUUUGGUCAUGUCAUGCUUGGGAGACCGGCUGAGCGGAUUGUUGAGGGUAUCCGGAUUGAUACGGAGGAUGUGCCUCGGAAAGGGAAGGCGACUGUUUGGGUUGAUGAGAGGGAAGGGGACCUGCAGUUUGGUUACCUCUUCUACGAUAUUCUGUUUACCUACGUGCCCAACGUCUUCCAGACGGCAUUUCAGACAUGUCCGCUGGAUCUACACACGGAUGUUUUCUAUCCGUCUCGUGCAUCUGAAAUCAAUCAUCGGCUGGUUGAGAUUACGAAUGGUAACGCAGAGCGUAUUAUCCGUGAGAUCCAUUCUCGGGAAGGCGAAGCGCAGCCCUGUGCUGUUGGUCUUGACUGGUCCUUUGAUCUGGAGGACUUGGUUGAGAUCGUGCAAUGUUUCCGCGGCGAAGCUCUUGCUACCAUUUGCAAGGUCAUGGCACAGGAGUAUCAACAGCGCGGCGGAGGCAUCCCAGACUUGUUCCUUUGGAAUUAUGAGACCCGGACGGUGAUGUUUGCUGAGGUCAAGUCGGAGAAUGAUCGGCUGAGUGAUACUCAACGCCUAUGGAUUCAUAUCCUCUUGUCUGCAGGGGUCAAGGUCGAGCUUUGUAAUGCCGUUGCGAGGGAAGUUAGAACGGAGUGA
Messenger RNA from Penicillium arizonense, 2229 nucleotides. RefSeq names its product fanconi-associated nuclease 1. Gene Ontology annotation, biological process: interstrand cross-link repair. Gene Ontology annotation, molecular function: 5'-flap endonuclease activity; 5'-3' exonuclease activity; flap-structured DNA binding. The transcript has 3 exons. NCBI's taxonomy places the organism in Eukaryota, Fungi, Ascomycota, Eurotiomycetes, Eurotiales, Aspergillaceae. Gene Ontology annotation, cellular component: nucleus. Bases 1 to 2229 code for a protein of 742 amino acids. The record is from RefSeq and is a predicted model, not a curated record.